GCGCUCGGGCCAUUUAAAUGUGUGUGAGGGAGACGGCGAAAUGGCUACGCAGAUCGCUGCAGUGCGCGCCGUGUCCCGGGGCGCGGAAGAGACGCCCCCGCUCCCUCUUGGGGACCGGCCUGGCCGGCCGAGGGGAGGAGGGCGGAAGAGGAAGGGCCCUCCUGGGGAGCCCGGGGGGUGUAAAAGGGCCAAGCUGAGCCAACAGUCGCUCGUGGUAGGGCCCGGUCAGGCGGAGCCGCUGCCUCCAGCCACCGUCCCCGCCGUCCCUUCCGCCACCACCGGCCUAUUCACGUUUUCGGCCCUCAGUCUACCCCCGCAGGCCACACACUGCGAGCGGCGGCGGCGGCGGCAUUACCACAGGCAUCGGCACCAUCCGGACAGCCCCGGUUCCGAGCCUGGGCGCUCCUCCGGCGAAAAGCCGCACAAGGGCCGGCGGGGAAGCUCCGGCGACAGCGGCGGCGGGCGGCCCAGCAAGCGAGACAGCAGAGAUGAGAAUGGCAAGACCCAGAGAGCUGAUGGUCUUAUUGUUAAGAAAAUCAAGAAGAAGAAGAAAAAGAAACACAGAGAAGACAUGAGGGGGAGACAUCUGAAAAUGUACAACAAAGAAGUACAGACUGUGUGUGCUGGUCUUACCCGAAUCAAUAAAGAGAUUUUGACUCCAAGGGUGACUGAUAACUUGGAAGAGAAUAAGGAAUCCUUUAGGUAUCUAAAAGAUGAACAGCUGUGUCAGUUGAAUUUGGGCAUGGAAGAAUACAGAAUACCCCAGGGAGUGCAGUCUCCAUUUACUACCCACCAGGAGCAUUCUGUUCGCAGCAACUUCCUAAAAACAGGCACUAAAUUUAGUAACUUUAUUCAUGAAGAACAACAAUCAAAUGGUGGAGCUCUGGUCCUUCAUGCUUACAUGGAUGAACUCUCAUUUUUGUCUCCAGUGGAGAUGGAGAGGUUUGCAGAAGAGUUUCUUGCUUUGACAUUCAGUGAAAAUGAGAAAAAUGCAGCCUACUAUGCUCUAGCUAUAGUCCAUGGGGCAGCUGCCUACUUGCCAGACUUCUUGGAUUACUUUGCUUACAACUUUCCUAACACUCCAGUAAAAAUGGAAAUCCUUGGCAAGAAAGAUAUUGAAACAACAACAAUCUCAAACUUUCACACUCAGGUCAGUCGAACUUACUGCUGUGGAACCUACAGAGCUGGUCCGAUGAGGCAGAUCAGCCUUGUUGGGGCAGUGGAUGAAGAAGUUGGAGACUAUUUCCCAGAAUUUCUUGAUAUGUUGGAGGAAUCUCCAUUUCUUAGAAUGACUUUGCCCUGGGGUACUCUUUCUAGCCUCAGACUUCAGUGCCGGUCACAAAGUGAUGAUGGCCCCAUCAUGUGGGUAAGGCCAGGAGAACAGAUGAUUCCAACAGCUGAUAUGCCAAAGUCCCCAUUCAAGCGACGCAGAUCAAUGAAUGAAAUAAAAAAUCUCCAGUAUCUACCUCGGACCAGUGAACCCCGUGAAGUUCUUUUUGAAGACAGAACAAGAGCACAUGCUGAUCAUGUUGGGCAGGGGUUUGACUGGCAGAGUACAGCUGCUGUAGGAGUGCUGAAAGCUGUACAGUUUGGUGAAUGGAGUGACCAGCCACGUAUAACCAAAGAUGUAGUUUGUUUUCAUGCGGAGGAUUUCACUGAUGUAGUUCAAAGACUUCAGCUGGAUCUACAUGAACCUCCAGUGUCUCAGUGUGUUCAGUGGGUGGAUGAAGCCAAGCUAAACCAAAUGAGACGAGAAGGCAUUCGCUAUGCUAGAAUCCAGCUAUGUGAUAAUGACAUCUACUUCAUCCCUAGAAAUGUCAUUCAUCAGUUCAAGACAGUCUCUGCUGUGUGUAGCUUAGCCUGGCAUAUAAGACUCAAACAGUAUCAUCCGGCAGGGGAGAAUUCUCAAAGUACAGAAAGCAUUUCAAAUAUGGACAGUAGCAUCUGUGAAAAGAUGGAAUCAGAUAUUGAAGACCAAUGUGUGAUUGUGAAAAGAGAGUCUGAAGAAGUAGGAACAGAAGUACAGAUUACAACGGUGGCACCACCUUCCUUGUUUUCAUCUCUGUCGUGACUUGUCUUACAAGAUGAGCUAGCUCAGUCCCUUCCAGUUUUUAAAGUAGAAUUAGAUCAGCAACACAAUCCACAAUAUGAUCAUACAGGCUUUCUUGUGUGAUAUGUACAUAAUCAUAUACAUUUUUAAACAGCUUUUUAAAAUUUUGAUGUGAAGUUAUAGUUUUAUAACUGGGUUAUGUUUUAUUGGAGAUAUCUUGCCUAUAAUUCUAUAAAGAGAGGUGACAUUCCAAAAUGUCAAGCGUAUCUUUUUUACACAGAUUAUGCAAAGUUAGAAUUGUAUUUUAGUCCCUUAGUACAGCAUGUAGUAGUAAACUACAGAUUUUUUUCAAGGGAAUGAGGUAAUAAGUUGUCAUCUCUAUUUUUCCUUCAGGAACUUCAAGUAUUUAGUAAAUCUGAUACCCUUACAUCUGUCCUAUCUUUGGCUUUCAGCAUAAAAGAGAUGGUUUCUGUGGAAGAUUCACAAAGUGACUCUCCCAUCUGACUAAUGGCUUGAAUGAAAGAGAAAGCAAAGCACUUUUAAUGAUCAAUGACAUUUGUGUGUGUGAGAGAGAGAGUUUUGAAAGCCUGGAGGAAGCUCAAGUUACCAGCAGUGUAGUUUAAUUGCUUAUCAACACAUUAACAAAGAAGCUGAUAUAUGAGAUUAGUUGCAGAGUGUGUGUGAUCUUCUUGAACAGUAAUAACUGACACUUCCCAUACCUCUGCUUUUAAUGUUUGUGGGAACAGUGUGUUUUAAUAACUUCCUUGAUGGCCAAUUGUUAACACUAGUGUCUAAUGAAAGUAACUGUUGUCAGUUUCUCCGAGGAAACUGUUCUGUUUGAGCACUUUAAGGCUUUACAAUAUUCUAACCAAUUUGGUGGCUUGUUUAAUUCACAGCAAGCAUCUGAGAUGGAAACCAUCCUCUCCUUUGCAUUGAUGCACUUAAUCCAGUAGAGUAGACUUAAUGAUAUAUAUUGGUUGCCUUUAUUCUCAAAUUCUAUAGUGUUGUUUCACAAUAAACUAUCACACACAGAUUGCUAUUUCCACCUGUGACUCUUGGAUACACAGUGCUACUGCUGUGUUAAAAGACUAUAUGGCAGUAUGUCAAGUGUCAUUAGCUAACAUUGUUUAACAGUCAUACACUCUCCCCUAAUAUUAACUAUAGUUCGCUUUUCACUUAGAGUACUCAAUUACAUUUAUUUGUGGUAAUAGAAGAAAGAAACCCUUCACAUAUAGGAAUGGGAACUUUAUGAAGGUGUAAUCAAAGUUGUUUCUAAGCAGUUUGGUUCUCAUUCUUACUUGGGUGAGGCAAGGAGAGAAACAAGGUGCACUAUACUAACCAGACGUAAAGAAAGCAGCUGUGUUUUUAAAUGCAUCUUUGAUAUCCGUCUUUUUGGAAAAAAAACCUUGCAUAUAAAUGUUUAUAAUAGCAAUUACUUUGUGCAAUAUUGUUUUGUGUAGAUUUAUAUGGCUGUUAGCACUUCAGUAUAGCAGGCACAGUUUUAAACCAGUAGCAAAAUAAUCAGAAAACAUUGCAGUGAUUAGAUAGAACCUGUAUUAUUACUCCUAAUGUAUACACACACAUAUGUAUAGAAUGUCUCGGUGCAAACCUGAAGACAAAUAACAAAUAUGAAAAAAAUCAGACUAACUUUUUAGAUUGGAAUGGGGGUGAAUUGUGUGUAAAUAAGAUGUUAGGAGUAAAUCUUACUAUGUAAAAUAAUAUGUUUUUAUGCAGGAGUGUAAUUUCAAAUCUUAAUUUCUAGAUUGACCAAUACUGGUUCAGGAAAUAAUCCCUGCAUACUCUGGCUUUUUCCACUUUUUUACUCUUGUCAGAAGAAUUUUCAUAAACUUUUAUGAGACUGUGCAAAGUAUAAUUCUUUGCUGGCAAUAUGAGUUUCAGUGCAUCAUUUCUACAUAUGAUGACAUCUUUGUUAUGCCAUCUUCAUUUCAUCAUAUGUUUCUUCCAUUCAUUUUACUAGUCUUCCAAGCCUCUGUUUGUCUUCACCCAUUGUGACCAUGUCAUAAAAGAAGGCUUAAGCCAUUUCUUGGACAUUUCAGCUACCAUAGAUAACUGUCACCUGUAAGCCAGCACUGUGUAUAACCACUCAGGAACUGGUACAAUCUGAAAAGAUCUUACAGAUGAAAGGAAAGUCAUUCAUUAUUUGUGUUUCCCUGUUUCACCUUGCACAAAUUUAAACCAACAAAUACAAAAAAUAACUAAAUGUUCUGCACCCCUAUUCCUUGGUUAUCCUUGAAAAGAUGACAUGCAACUACUGUUUCUCGAAUAGUUCUAAGUUAAGUUACAACAGCUAACUUUUGUAUAUUAAUGCAUAAAAUAGAAAAACAGCAGUAUAGCCUACUAAAGCAGUAGGAAGUAAUCACAGAAGUUAUUUUUUAAAGCUUCUAAGGUGUCACUUGUGCCAGUUUGAUACUGUGUUGCAUUUAAUGCAAUAUUCUCUUUGAAUAAUCAUAUUUCAGAUAUUUACAGACACUUCAAAAUCUCUCUCCUGUUUACUUAUCCUAAUUUCACAUUUUUAUAUAAAAUGCUUGAGACACUUAAAAUGGUAUAUAAAAACAAAUUGCUAUUACUUAUAAAUUCCAGUAAGCUCCAGUCAUGCACUUGAAGCACUUCUGUAUGCACACUGGAACUGUGUAGACUUCCACUUUCAGCUACAGUUCUUUGUAGUAUGUCAGAUUGUACUUCAGGAUCCCUUGACAUUCAGUAAUUUGGGUGGACAGUGAGUAGCUUUAGUGGGAAAGGAAAUUUACAGUACAAUCCUGGGAAGAGUUACUCCAAUCUAAUCCUAUUCAUUUCAGUGGGUUUAGACUGGAAUAAAUGCAUAGGAUUGUGCUGUAAAAGGCUUUGAUGCAUGCAUGGAUCUUUGCUCUCAAGCCUCUUCUUAAAAAUAUGAAGAAGGACAGCUUAAGUCUAAUGAAUUGUAUAAUGGAAGUAAGAGGAUCCUUUUUUGCCAUGGACGAUGAACUAAAAAAUUAAAGUGAAAAAUAGUAAUAAGAGAACCUGACUUAGGAUGGGAGGUGGAUGAGAUGUAAAGAAUGACAAAUGAGUGGAUUUAAAUGCCAGGGAUCAUUUGGGAAGAAUAACAUUUUAGACCUAAAAAUACUUUAAGUAUAAUUUCUCAGGAAAAUAUUGAGGUAACAAUUGGUAUUAAUUAGAAGAUUUUGGAAAUCUAUCUUUCCAGUGUCACUUAUAUUUUAAUGCCUAGAUGUGUUUCUCAUCGAGUUAGCUUCAGUAAAUAGGAAAUCUAACUUUAUAAAUCCUAGAGUCUAUACACAUGAUGUAAUUAUAAGUUCAAAGGCUGAAUGAUUGUUGUAAUAAAAUAAAUCUAGGUAUUUUGUUCUGUUAGAAAGUCUUUCUCAUCAAAUUUCCAUACGUGUCAAAUAUUUCAGUUAACAGUUCAGUAUAUCCCCGUCAUCUAUGAACUCAGUUGCUAAAUACUAGAAGUUCCAGAAACCCGCUCUUGUCUACAAAGCCUGAUUGGCUCCAAGUUCAAAAAUGGGGAUCCUCUUCUAUUUAACUGAAUAUGAUAUCCCUUUUUAUCAAAGUCCAAAGAAAAGUGGUAUUUUGUGUUCAUUGGCUGUAUUGGUCUGCUCAUCUAUUUAACAAAUCGGCAAAAGUAACAUUAAGAUAUGUGAGUGAACUAAGUAUUUCACAUUCUUCCCCCCAAAUAUUUCUGAACAUUAAAUCUAUUUUGUAGAUAACAAAUGUUCUCUUCCAUGAAGAUGGAAUGUGUGGAGGACUCAUGCAAUAUUAAGAGAUACAUACAUUUAUCAUAAAGUUUUGGCAUACAAUAGAAGGGUUAUUGUUCUGUUAGCAGUUUCCUAAAUGUAAGGGCAUAACUGUGUAGCAAGUGUCAGGGAUGUUCUUCAUUUAUUGUCAAAACCCCAGGAAAAAAUAUGAUUUAAACUCACUUUUUUUCAUGCUGCCAUUCACAUGCUUGAAUUUAUACUGAGUGGUAAAUGCUUUCACUUAGGGAACAAUCCAGCCAAUGUUAAAUGCCUUUAAGUCCCAUCGAUUUCUGUAAGAAAUUGAAAUUAGUGGGAUUUAAAUAUGCCUAAUAUAGGUGGGAUUGCACCUUAUUUUCUUAUAAAUGCUGAGUAUUUAUAGCCAUAUUGGUGUUUUUAUUUUUUUGAAGGUUGCUGUGAUUGAGGAUGGUUGUCCUUCAUCUCCUGAAAGCAUUGUAUUGUAGGUUAAUUUAAGUUGGUUCAAUUUCCCAAUAACAUUAUGGCCUUCCAUUAGUAUACAUACUAGUUAUAGAACCCAACAGCACAUGUAGUUGAGAAGGGGCUUCUCUUAAUAUAGCACUUUCAAUUCUGUCUAAGCAAAUACUUAUACUUUACAUGUUGUAUAAAAUAGAUUUGUGUAGUGUUUUGUGAUUAAAUUCAGUUUUGAUUGACUGGCAGCUAAGAUAUUUUUCUGUGGUUUUAAUAUAUCUAAGGUCUUUGCAUAUAGAGAAUAUGUACAAUUGCCUGGAAGACUGUUUUUGCUUUGUGUGGCCUUAGUAUAUUUAUUGACAUUUAGCAAGUGUUUUAAAGAGGUUUUUAUAAUAGUGUAAACUGGGAAAAUUUUAAGCCUCUCUGUGAAUAAUCCUCUAACGCAGUGCAUUUCUUUUAGUAGCUGAUUGUACAAGCGUAUCAAACUGUUAAAGCUAUUUCUUUGUUUAAAAAAAGUACAUGGAAUGCAUAGAUUCCCCUCUGUAAAGUAUUUUUUUAAUAAACACAAGUCUGAUUUGCCCUUAAUGAAAA
Sphaerodactylus townsendi is the source of this 6813-nucleotide messenger RNA. It is a transcript of the gene RSBN1, whose product is annotated as round spermatid basic protein 1. Lineage: Eukaryota; Metazoa; Chordata; Lepidosauria; Squamata; Sphaerodactylidae. The transcript is spliced from 7 exons. The coding region runs from base 41 to 2071 and encodes 676 amino acids. Gene Ontology annotation, cellular component: nucleus. The record is from RefSeq and is a predicted model, not a curated record.